Molecule: messenger RNA, 1533 nt
Organism: Notothenia coriiceps (black rockcod)
Lineage: Eukaryota; Metazoa; Chordata; Actinopteri; Perciformes; Nototheniidae
Product: extracellular calcium-sensing receptor-like
Exons: 4
Biological process (GO): G protein-coupled receptor signaling pathway
Cellular component (GO): plasma membrane
Molecular function (GO): G protein-coupled receptor activity
Source: RefSeq, a predicted model, not a curated record
AUGUUGGACCGUUUAUGUGCUAUGUUACUGUUUGUGAUUUUUGUGGGAGCCUUUGGAUCAGAGAACACUGAAUACUGUGAGAUGCUGGGAGACCCAGUGUUUCCUCUAUUAUCUAAGGAUGGAGAUAUUACAAUUGGAGGAGCUUUCUCCAUCCAUAGCCAAAUAUCGAAGCCUUCUCUCUCCUUUACAGAUGUUCCAGAAGCUCUCACAUGCUCCAGAAUACACUUAAGAGAAUUUCAUUUUGCCCAAACAAUGAUUUUUGCCAUCCAGGAGAUCAACAAUAGCACCUCAUUGCUGCCUAAUAUCUCGAUUGGUUAUAAGGUAUUUGACAGCUGUGGUUCAACACUGACUUCAACGCAAGCAGUGAUGGGUCUAUUGAAUGGACAGGAAAGGACUUUGGGUAAAACAUGCUCAAGCCAGUCAUCUGUUCAUGCCAUCAUCGGAGCCUCUGAUUCCUCCUCAACAAUUGUGAUGCUACAAAGUUCAGGGAUUUUCCAAAUACCAAUGAUCAGCCACUUUGCCACAUGCGCUUGUUUGAGUAACAGAAAGGAGUACCCCUCUUUCUUCAGAACCAUCCCUAGUGACUAUUAUCAGAGCAGAGCCGUGGCCAAAUUGGUAAAGCAUUUUGGCUGGAAGUGGGUUGGGGCAGUUAGAAGUGACAAUGAUUAUGGUAACAAUGGCAUGGCAGCAUUUAUCACAGCUGCACGCCAGGAGGGGGUCUGCAUUGAAUACUCAGAAGCCAUAUCAAGGACUGACACCAGUGGGCACAUUGCAAAGGUGGUCAGAGGGAUAAAAAGUGGCACUGCCAGAGUUUUAGUUGCCUUCGUAGCCCAGGGUGAAAUGGACAUUCUUCUUGAGGAAGCCCUGAAGCAGAACCUCACUGGGCUGCAGUGGGUGGGCAGUGAGUCCUGGAUUACAGCAGGUCAUCUGGCAAGUAAGAGGCACUCAGGAAUCCUGACAGGGACUCUGGGCUUCACCAUCAGAAAAACAAAGAUCACAGGCCUCAAAGAGUUUCUUUUGCAAGUAAACCCAGGUCAAGACCCUCAUAAUAAUCUGCUUAGAGAGUUCUGGGAAGCCACAUUUGGUUGCAGUUUUCAGUCCGGUCUCCAUGGUCAGACCCUGUGCUCAGGCUCUGAGAUACUAGAGGACAUCAACAAUCCUUUUACAGAUGUGUCAGAGCUAAGGAUAUCCGGCAAUGUGUAUAAGGCUGUGUAUGCUGUGGCUCAUGCCAUGCAUAACAUGUUAAAAUGUGGUGAUGCCAUGAAUCCUCAGUGUAUCUGGAAAGAUGACUUUGAGCCAAAACAGGUUGUGAAACACCUCCAAAGUGUGAUUUUCACCCUUCAGUCAGGAGAAAGUGUGUAUUUUGAUAGAAAUGGAGACCCUGCAGCGACCUAUGAGCUGGUGAACUGGCAGAGAAAUCCAGCAGGAGAUACUGUGUUUGUGGCUGUAGGGAGCUACGAUGCAUCACUACCAAAUGAAAAGCAGUUUAUAAUGAAUGGAAUAAACACAACAUGGGCUGCUGGAUCCCUAACG